Columba livia (rock pigeon) is the source of this 1962-nucleotide messenger RNA. RefSeq names its product mixed lineage kinase domain like pseudokinase (gene MLKL). Gene Ontology annotation, biological process: cell surface receptor signaling pathway; protein phosphorylation. The transcript is spliced from 11 exons. Gene Ontology annotation, molecular function: ATP binding; protein kinase activity. Bases 350 to 1807 code for a protein of 485 amino acids. The record is from RefSeq and is a predicted model, not a curated record. NCBI's taxonomy places the organism in Eukaryota, Metazoa, Chordata, Aves, Columbiformes, Columbidae.
CCCUUCCGCUUGCUGGGGAACCACAGCCAGGGAAAGAACCCUAUAAACCUGCACUCGUCCUGCCGUGCCACUCCAGUCUGCAGUGACAGCCAAAGCAGAGACAAGCAAAGCAGAGCCAAGUAAACCCAGCGGAUUUCUCUUAGCAAGUGGACAAGCUUCUUCCUUGGGGGCCACGCUGGAGAGAGUCUGAAGAAGAAGGGAGUGUGUCUGCAGCCUGUUUCUGGGUUUUUCUUUAGGGUGGAAGGUGUGGAAGAGCCACAGCCGGCUGAUCUUGGAUUGGUACCCAAGGCUCAACUCCACCAGACGCCACCAGCCCACGUCCCCAGAGGCAAAGCUCUUUGCUGCAAGCAUGGACAUCGUGGAGAGGGUCCUCUCCUUGGCCCAGGCCAUCCACAGCCAAUUCGAGCAGGUGAAGUGCUGUAAACACCAGUGCCAGCGCCUCGUGGAGCGCAUCCAGAUCCUGCUGGAGCCCGUGAGGAUCCUCAGGUCUCAGCCACCAAAGCACAUCUCCUGCCACGAAGAGGAGCUGUUGAAAAAGCUGCUCCGGGUGCUGGGGGAAGCUCAGAAGCUGGUGAUGAAAUACAGCCAGACCAGCUGGAUACAGAAGUUCCUGAGAGCCCACAGCACCAGCGAGGAGUUCAUCUGGGUGAACGAGAGCCUGGAGGACAUCGCCCAGGGGCUCUCGCUCCUGCUGCAGGCAGAGCAGAAACAAGCUUUCCUGGAGGCUUUCCAGGCAAAGACCUGUCGCAGGCAGGAUGCUGAGGACCUGAGGGACGACAGGGCUUUCUUAAGCCAGGUGAUCGCAAGUACUGAGAAGCCCAAAGAUGUGGCUGGGGAGAUCUACAUUGACAGGGAAUGCAUGGAGAGCAAGGUGGACUGGAUGCAAAGCGAGCUGAACAAAAUUGUGCGCGUGAUGGAGUGCUUGAAGAAAGUCAACGUUGAUAAAAGAGAAGAUAUCACUGAGAUCGAGCGGGACCACCUCACUUUCUACAGACAUCUGCAGGACACCGAGAGCUAUGACCUCUACGAGGGCGAGUACCUCAAGUACCCCGUUGCCAUCAAAACCUUCAAGAGGCCGCUGACCACUGACCCAGCGAAGGUGAGAGACAUCUUUGAGAAGGAGAUUCAGACCCUGAAGAAGUUUGAGUCUCCAAACAUUCUGCGCAUGUAUGGGAUCUGCAUUGAGGAGAAAGAUGGGAGCCCCUGCUUCUCCAUCGUCAUGGAGUACUGCAAGCAUGGAACGCUGCGGGAUGUGCUGACCAAGCAACAGCAUCUCUCCUGGGACAUCCGCAUUCGGAUGGCCCUGGGAGCUGCCAGAGGCCUUUACAGGUUACACCAGACAGAGGAGAAGUCCCGACUCCACGGCUGCAUCUGCAGUAGCAAGUUCCUCGUAGCCGGGGAUUACUGUGUGAAGCUGUCGGGAUUUGAGCUGUGUGAAACGGAGUCAUCCAUCAAGAGGAAAGCCAAGAAAAACUGGAAACAAGUCUCUAUGCUGGCUUAUAUUGCUCCUGAGAACCUGAAAGACAUCAACUACCCCUACAAGAGACCCUGUGAAAUAUACAGCUUCGGGAUUGUGCUGUGGGAGAUUGCGACCUCCAAAAUCCCAUUUGAAGGCUGCACUCCCCAGGAGAUCACGGAGAAAAUCUGCAGCCACCAUUACCAGGACCCUGUCGGGCGAGAUUGUCCUGCAGAGCUGCGGGAAGUCAUCGACCAGUGCCGGGCCUUCGACCCUUCCCAGCGCCCUUCUGCCGAGGAGAUUGUGGACUUGCUGUCCGACCUGGAGAAAAGCAGGAACCAAGGCAGUUAACCGUGGAAAGCAGGGCCGGGUGACCGAGAGCAGCCAAGGGCAGCCACCCAAGGGAAACCAGCGGGCCUUCGCCACAGGACUAAGAGUUCGGCUCACCCCUCUCCCCUGCCUCGCAGAGACUGAUGGUUCAAUACAUGUUAAUUUGUUCCCGUGUG